Messenger RNA from Lentinula edodes (shiitake mushroom), 636 nucleotides. RefSeq names its product putative malate dehydrogenase. The transcript is spliced from 2 exons. NCBI's taxonomy places the organism in Eukaryota, Fungi, Basidiomycota, Agaricomycetes, Agaricales, Omphalotaceae. The record is from RefSeq and is a predicted model, not a curated record. The coding region runs from base 1 to 636 and encodes 211 amino acids.
AUGAUCUCGACAUUCGUGAUUCUUGCUUCUUUGGCUUGUGCUUCCCUCACAGCUCCGGCCACUGGCAGCGCUGAUGCUCCUCUCUGUGAUGUCUCCUCCGCCGUCAUUGAACUAGGAAAUAGCACUCUACCCGCUCCAAAAUUUACACCGACGUUUGUUGGCCUGGGAGUUGGUACUCAAAACUAUACAUGCGCUUCAAGUGGAACAUAUACCAAUGUCGGUGCCCUCGCGGAGCUAUUCGAUAUUUCCUGCUUGUAUGGCCAACCAGGUUUCGAUGAUAUAACAUCUGUCGUGUCUCUUUUUUGGAAUGCUGCUCCUCCAGCUGUCACACCUUCCGAGAUCAUUGCUUUCGGAGAAAAAUACGACCUGUCUUUCGUCCUAGGCGAACACUACUUUGUCGUCAAUCCUGUCACUGGCUCUGGGCUCAAUCCUAAGUGGGACUUUACAUCCCAUGCAUUCGCUGGCAACCCCAAUGCGUAUGUUGUGGGAUCCAAGGUCGAUGACGUCCCCGCCCCUACUGGAUCAUCAGAUAUCGAUUGGCUCUACUUGACAAACUUGACCGGUUCCCUUGCUAAUGAGAUAUAUCGCAUUGAAACCAAGGGCGGCCAACCUCCUGCAUCGGAUAGGAUAGGAUAG